AUGGGCUACCUCUCGCGGCUGCUGCUCGUGCUAGGCCUCGCCAUCCCCAUGGUGCUGGGCCAGGCCCUGCCGCUCAAGUCGUCGAGCCGGUGGAUCCUCGACGCCAACAACCAGCGGGUCAAGCUGCGGUGCGUCAACUGGGCCGGGCACAUGGAGACGCACAUCCCCGAGGGCCUGCACCGGCAGUCGGUCGAGUACAUCGCGGGGUGGAUCCGGCGGAACAACUUCAACUGCGUGCGCCUGACGUACAGCACCGACCACGCGCUCGACCCGGCGCGCCGCGUGUCCGACGCCUUCGUCGCCGCCGGCCAGGCCGCCGGCGUGUCGGCGGCCGCCAUGUCGGGCCUGUACGCGGCCGUCGUGCAGCACAACCCGUUCGUGGCCAACGCCACCACGCGCGACGUCUUCGGCGCCGUCGUCGACACUCUGUGGGCCAACGGCGUCAUGACGGUCCUCGACAACCACGUGUCGCGCGCCUCGUGGUGCUGCAACCUGACGGACGGCAACGGCUGGUGGGACUCGGGGUUUGGCUACAACAGCUGGAACAGCCGCUUCUUCAACACGCAGAGCUGGCUGGCCGGGCUGCAGGCCAUGGCGGCAUGGUCGCAGGGGCACCGCGGCGUGGUCGCCAUGUCGCUGCGCAACGAGAUCCGCGAGUUCCUGCUGCAGGGCAUCAACAGGCGGGCCGACUGGUACAACUACGUCAAGCAGGCGGGCGACCUCGUGCACGCCACGCACCCGGAUGUGCUGGUGCUGGUGGGCGGCACGCAGAGCACGACGGACCUGACGCACGUGCGCAGCAAGAUGCUCGACACGUCAGGCUGGGCCGGCAAGCACGUGUGGGAGAUGCACGCGUACAGCUUCACCGUGACGUUCCCGGACCCCUUCACCAGCUGCGACGCCGUGCAGGCCGAGUACGGGCUGUUCGCGGGCUUCGUGCUGGAGCAGGGCAAGCCGUACACGGGCCCGCUGGUGCUCAGCGAGUUCGGCGUCGGCAUGACGGGCGGCAGCGAGCGCGGGCUCGUGCCCAAGGACAGCCGCUACCUGGCGUGUAUCACUGCAUACAUGCAGAACAACGACGCGGACUGGGCUGUGUGGGCCGUCCAGGGCAGCUACUACGUCCGCGACGGCAACGUCGACGCCGACGAAGGCUGGGGCCUGCUCGACCACGAGUGGCGCGACUGGCGCAACCAGGCUUUCCCGGGCAUGCUCGGCAGCAUGUGGACCGUCAACCAGGGGCCAUAG
Molecule: messenger RNA, 1245 nt
Organism: Lasiosphaeria miniovina
Lineage: Eukaryota; Fungi; Ascomycota; Sordariomycetes; Sordariales; Lasiosphaeriaceae
Product: glycoside hydrolase family 5 protein
Exons: 1
Coding region: 1-1245 (414 amino acids)
Molecular function (GO): hydrolase activity, hydrolyzing O-glycosyl compounds
Source: RefSeq, a predicted model, not a curated record